AAUUUUAACUGAGAAGGUAGGGCAAGAAACUUAUUUAUUUCUCUUUUCAAAAAUAAGUUGACAUUUAUGAUUUACAAAUAUACAGUGUUUUAUUUUAUUUCUUUAAAAAAAUAGAAUGAUGCAUAUAUAUUUUUAAAUUAUCGGGCAUCUAAUAAAUAAUCAUGCAUGGACUAACACAAGCUAGUUACUCAACCACCAGGCUCAUAGUCAGUGAACCACAACCACACCUCAGAGUGUGUCUUGUGAAAGUACAGUAAAGAGAAAGUGAGAAGCACGUUAGAGCUGCACAUACACAGUCCAAUUGUCUGCCAGUGUGUAUAACUAACUUGCCAGUCAACUAUCCAGCGCGCACAAAAAACUUUCUUUAACCCACUUUCUUAUUACUAGUCAUUCGCGAACAUCUCGCCUCUCGCCGUCGUUGAAUUAAUUUUAGUGUUGUGUCGUGUUUGGUGGUCGGCAGUGGUAUGUGCCCUACCAUCGGUGUCCCAGUGUAGUCCCUGCUGCCGCCGCGGUGGUGGGACGUGGGGAUAGCGCGGGUGGAUCUCGAUGACUCAAGUGGGACUGUGGUUCUUUUUUUAUUCGUUUUUUUCCCCGCUGCCGGCGCAGUGGAGGGUGUAGCGAUGUGCGACAUGCAGAAAAUGCCUACAAGAGACGAUGCCUCUUGUGACGAAGAUUCUGAGAUGAACUUUGCUGCAUUCUCAGCAGUUGGUGCUGCUGGCACUCAUUUUGUGACCACAGGGGGCCAGCUACCAGUUGCUAAGAUGCAGCAGAAUGUGUCCAACAAUGGCACAGCAUUAUCCCAGGUUGUAGGCAUGGUGGGCGGCGUAAACAUGGGCGACAGUGUGCAGUAUGUGCGAACGUUAGAGGGCGGUGCAACACUGCAGACCGCGCCGCAGCUCAUCUCCGUGCCUAUCGCGCUCCCCGGCGCCAAGCCUGGUGAUCCACAACAAACGUUCCAGAUUCAGGUGCUAGCACCGAACCUGACGUUGCAACCUCAGCAACAACCAAAAUAUCAAAUGCAGAUACCAAUUCAAGGCUUUCAACAAGGUGGAGCAGUACUUACUGUAGCAUAUUCACCAGAAGGAAACGAAGCUGGUAGCAUCCAACUAGUGGGUCAGAACGCAUUAACAGAAGGUACUUACAGGAUGAGAACUCCAGCCGGUCUGCAAGUGGUUGCGACGCUGCCACAAGAGAUGCAGCUAAUGCAGCCGGCGCAGGCGCAGGCGCAUGACAGCAAAGAGCAGCUGCAACAAAACUUGCAACAUCAGGUGUUUAUAACCCCGGAUCAGCAGAUAAUAAUCAAUGGGCCUGAUGACCUCAAAUUGACUGCGGCGAACAACAACAACAUUGAUGCCGUCACCAACAUCAUCAUCAAGGAAGAGUGCGAUGAUACUAUGAACGACGACGAGAGCUCUCAAGGCACUGAAGCAAGUGACGGUAUGUCGUGGCAGAUGACCUCCAGCAAUCAGCAAGAUCUCAUUAAGUAUCUCAACACUCUACCGCCGCAGCAAACGCAAGCGUUGCCUGCGUCGCUGCAACAGUUCCUACGGUUGAACCCGGCCGACAUGAAGAAGUGUCCGACAAUGGAGAUAGAGGUGGAGUCAGUCGAGAACGACAAGAAGGACGAGCCCAUCACCGAAGCAAUAUUAGAAGAAGACGGCACGAUAAGAAUCACACAGAAUAAAAAGAAGAAGAAGUACAAGAAGAAACCACCACGGCCGGCUCGUCCUAAGCCCGGACAGGUCGUCAUAGCGACCGCCAGCGACGGCACACCGAUAUUCUGCUGUCCCGAGUGUCAGAUGGCGUACCCGGAGAAGGAGCAGCUCGAGAUGCAUUUGAUCGUGCACAAAAUUGAAAGGCGUUUCAUAUGUGGAAUUUGUGGUGCUGGACUGAAACGCAAGGAGCACCUAGAGCGACACAAGCUGGGCCACAACCCGGAGCGGCCGUACGUAUGCGGCGUGUGCCGUAAAGGGUUCAAGCGGCGCGAACACCUCAACCUGCACACUGUCAUACACUCCGGCGUCAAGACAGAGCUCUGUGGCGAGUGCGGCAAGGGUUUCUAUCGCAAAGACCACCUCCGCAAGCACACGCGAUCGCACGAGAGCAAGCGAGCGCGCGAAGAGGCAAGCGGAGAGCUGCUCGACAUCAAGCCCUCUCUACAGUCGCUCGCCGCCUCCGCCUCCGCUUCCGCUUCAGCGUCCGCCUCCGUUUCUACACACAACAAUUCCUUACUGCCAGAAAUCACGAUCCAUGUCCCAACGAGUGCAAACGUGAACGUGCCGGCUGUCCAAAUAAAUAUCCCACAACAUGUCGCUUCCUCGCUAGCCGCGGCGCAGGCGCAGGCGCAGGUGCAGGCGCAAGCGCAAGCGCAAAACGACACACAGAACCAACUGGACGCGCUACUGGCGCAGCACACGUGACCCCGCGGAUAGUGCGACGAGCUGCUCGCCGAACAUCCCAUCGAGCACGAGCAGUCGCAUCCCGAAUGGGACGACUGGUCCAGCGUGCUAUACGUUUGUACGUGACACGUGCACAGUUCUUUAAGCGAGCGAGUUAUACGAACUGUAAUGACAGUGUUUCACUUGCCAAGUUAUAAUGCUAAAUUCAGACUUAUUAAUAGGUAUUAUAUAGUUUACCAUACUUACGAUAAUGUAUUGCAUUGCAUUUUACAUUAGAAUCUCGAUUAUCCGAACCAAACAAUUCCAGGUUAUUCUAUAUAAUCGAUUUCAAAAUCAAUUCAAAUAAUGUGUAAUUAAAUUUUAAUAUUUUUUUUUAUUAAAGGGUUUUUAAUAAAAAAAAAAAUAUUAAACACAUCAUUUAGAUGUUACGAUAAAAAAAAUUUACAAACUAUAAAAAUAAUUGAUUACCCAUUUAGCCAAUUAAUACAUAAUAUCAUUUUUAAAUGAGUAAUUAAAGCCGUGAAGAAUAAGUUUGGAUGAACCAAUAUUCAGAUACAGUAUACUCUGUUAUGUCCAUGGUCCACUGCUCAUGUGUAUAGGCGACGGUUAUCACUUUCCAUCAGGUGGACCGUCAGUUUGUUUGCCAUUCUAAGUUGUAUAAAAAAAAAGAUAAUUGAGAUUCUACCAUGUAUUGGGACAUAAAAUAUAUCAUCUAGAACAGGGUUUCCCAAAUUUAUUUUGUCUACUGCCCACUUUGAGAAUAAAUUAUUUUUUAGCGCCCCCAUUUUUUCACCUACUUAAAAACCACUAUUACUUUAAGAUCAACAAAUCACCCCCCAAGCCUCUACACAAGGCCCCCAAAUUUUCUAAGUCUCUUGCCGUUCCCUUUAAGGCCUAUAGCCUCCAUAAGGGGGCGUUAUGACCCACUUUGGAAGGCUUCUCUAGAGUAUGGUAAAUUAUAUAAAUGCCCAUUAGCGUCAUCACGCCUCCGAUGAACAUAGUAUGUAACUCUAAGAUUUAAAUUUAAUGAGAUGUGGUCUGAUAAAACUACUCAGAAUUUAUAAUUAUGGUUCGUUAAGGAAAUGAAAAUAUUGCGUCUAAUGGAUAAGUGAAGUUAUAGUAACAUCUAUUACAUAUGUGCGUGUUAAAACUACUACAGAGAUAUCAGAUUGUUUAAAUUAUUAUCAUGCGUAUGUGUGAGUGAUCGACAUAUUUAAAAGUAGCACACAGGCAAACUGUUUCGCUUAUACACACAACUGUUUUUCGCAUAAACUGACACAGUGCAGAGACUUUCCAUUUGUUGCGGGAAGAUCCUACCGUACAUUUUAACUUCAUUUAUGUGAUUAUAAUACAAUAAACAGGUACAGCUGUUAAUUAGACUUGAAAUCAUAACUCCGAUAUUUGGCCAGUAAUUAGAGAAUAAAAGUGAACAAUAUUGAUAUAUUUUUAUAAAGUGAUUGCAAGGAAACUGAAUACUGUUUGGAUUUACAGGGUACAAGAACAGAUAAAUCAAUGCAAUAGCAUUCACAAUUAGUAUUGGAAUUGAGAUUACUAUAGUGAUUUAAAUAUGAUAUAUGGUGCAGCUUUGUUUUGUUUUUGUAUGUAUGUCAGAUAGGCAAAACUAUAAUAUGUAGUACUAAACAUAACAGUCGAUAAAUACAUAUCAUAUUAGGUUAUGUAAAUAUUAUAUAGAUUUUUGUUGACUAAACGCCGAUUUGACAAUUCUACAUAGAAAUGUUUUGAGCUCCUAUGUGCUUUAAUUCAAAAUGAACUCUAUUCGUAAUAUGAAAAAAGUAUAAUAUCGGAAGUACGAAACAUCUAAGAGCUGGUAUAGUUGGGUGAUGUUUUUA
Messenger RNA from Galleria mellonella (greater wax moth), 4249 nucleotides. RefSeq names its product zinc finger protein 853-like. The transcript has 14 exons. Gene Ontology annotation, molecular function: DNA-binding transcription factor activity; RNA polymerase II cis-regulatory region sequence-specific DNA binding. NCBI's taxonomy places the organism in Eukaryota, Metazoa, Arthropoda, Insecta, Lepidoptera, Pyralidae. Bases 621 to 2420 code for a protein of 599 amino acids. Gene Ontology annotation, biological process: regulation of transcription by RNA polymerase II. The record is from RefSeq and is a predicted model, not a curated record.